CACACAAUCAUGGCGGCUUGUAACCAAGUGGUACACAUUUUCUUUGGUGUUAUUUUGUUUAUAUCUUGCAUGACAUGCAUUGUCGCGAUAAGAUAUGAACCUAACUGGGAAUCUAUUGAUUCCCGGCCUCUACCUGUAUGGUAUGACGAGUCGAAAAUUGGUAUCUUCAUCCACUGGGGAGUGUUUUCUGUGCCAAGUUUGCUGUCAGAAUGGUUUUGGUAUCAGUGGAAAACGGAGAAGAAUCCAACAGCUAUGCAAUUUAUGAAGGAUAAUUACAAGCCUGACUGGACCUACCAAGACUUUGCUGAAGAGUUUUCAGCAGAGAUGUUCAACCCUGAUGAAUGGGCAGACAUUUUCGGUGCAUCUGGAGCAAGAUAUGUUGUGUUAACGAGCAAACACCAUGAAGGUUAUACCAACUGGCCAUCAAAACACUCCUUCUCCUGGAACUCAAUGGAUGUAGGACCAAACAGAGAUCUUGUUGGGUCUUUGGCAGAUUCUAUCAGGAAGAACACAGAUAUGCAUUUUGGACUGUACCAUUCUUUGUUUGAAUGGUACAACCCUCUCUACCUUCAGGAUAAGGCCAACAACUUCAAAACUAAUGAAUUUGUGAAGUUCAAAACUUUGCCAGAAUUGUAUGAGAUAGUAAAGGCCUACAAGCCUGAUGUUAUUUGGUCUGACGGAGACUGGGAAGCUAAGGAUGUUUACUGGAACUCCACCGAGUUUUUGGCCUGGCUUUAUAAUGAUAGCCCUGUAAAAGACACGGUUGUUACUAAUGAUAGAUGGGGAAGUGGUAUUGCAUGUCAUCACGGGGGAUACUUCACCUGUAAUGACAGAUAUAAUCCUGGUGUUCUUCAGAAGAGAAAAUGGGAAAAUUGUAUGACAAUUGACAAACGCUCCUGGGGAUAUAGGCGUGAUGCAAAGAUAGCAGAUAUUCUUACAAUGGAAGAAUUAAUCACAACUCUUGUAGAGACUGUCAGUUGUGGUGGAAAUAUUCUGAUCAAUGUGGGACCAACACAUGAUGGCAGGAUUGUUCCUGUGUUUGAAGAGAGGUUAAGAAGUCUUGGCAAGUGGCUCAAUGUGAAUGGUGAAGCUAUAUAUUCCAGCAAACCAUGGAUCCACCAAAAUGACACGGUGACACCAGGCGUCUGGUACACCACAAAGAACUCUAAGAAAGAAGGUUUGGCUGUUUAUGCUAUUGUUUUGAAGUGGCCUACCUCAGACAGUUUGUACUUGGCAAGUCCAACACCAACACCGAGCACCAGGGUUACAUUGCUCGGCUACCCAACUCCCAUCUCCUGGCAGAAGUCAUCAACUGAAGGGAUUUAUUUGAACGUACCUGUCAUACCAUUCAAUAAAAUGCCAUGUGAUUAUGCCUGGGUAUUUAAAAUGGAGAAUUUGGGUUAGUUUGAACUGUUUGUGAUUUAAAGAAUACAAAACAGCGGGACUACUUUUUCUGCAAAUUAUCGUAUCUUUCAACCUGUAUUAUGUUUCCUAUAGUAUAUGGUACAUAUCAAAUCCAUAUUUACAUAAUACAGCUAGAAUCUAUUCAAAAUUGUAUUAAGUGAUUUAGGCAAACCUUUUGUAAAAAUUUAAUCAGCUUACAAUUUCAGAUAACUUACUGAAAGACAGUGGUCACCCAGACAAUGUAAAGACAAUCUUAACAGCUUUUUUUUCAUCUCCACAUAGUUUGGAACAAUAUUUUUAGUGGCCAUCUGUAACUAUCUGUGUCAUAUUUAGUUGUUUCUUCAAUGUUUUGUUUUUGCCAAGUUUACUAACAACUGCUGUCACUUAUAUGCAAGAUGCACAUUAGUUUACUAAUAACAGCAGUGUUGAAAUAGUAAAAAAAAAUGAUUUAUUUUUGGUUUUGAUAAUUAUACUUGUGUCAUUGGUAUGUCAUACUUACAUGUAGAAUGAUUAAUCCAUUUAUUCUGUCACAAUUUUGAUUUCAUUCAAUUUCGUUUAAUUAAAGGGACUAACCACAUAUUUUAGGUGAAAAAUAAUUUCUCUAAAGUCCAUAAAAAGAGUACUCUGAAAGUGACUAGUGUUAUAACCUUAUUGACAAAAGAUUUUUGCAAGAUACUCUUAUAAAUAAUAUAAAUAACCAAAAAUAGUGUGCAGAAGGUAGUAAACCAUUGCAAUAUUUUUGAAACAAUAUUUUUGCAAUUUUUUUGUGGAUUUUUAUGAAUUAGCGGAAAUAGGAAGUAUUAUUAGAAUAUUUGUUAAUUCUUUUUGUUUUUUUAAAACAAAUUUUCAAUACAAUUAAACAAUAA
Molecule: messenger RNA, 2270 nt
Organism: Mercenaria mercenaria
Lineage: Eukaryota; Metazoa; Mollusca; Bivalvia; Venerida; Veneridae
Product: alpha-L-fucosidase-like
Exons: 8
Coding region: 10-1404 (464 amino acids)
Biological process (GO): fucose metabolic process; glycoside catabolic process
Cellular component (GO): lysosome
Molecular function (GO): alpha-L-fucosidase activity
Source: RefSeq, a predicted model, not a curated record